AUGAGUUCUCUUGAGCUACUUCCCACAACCUGCAAGGCAGGGGUGGUGGUCGAAUAUGGGGCGAAUUUCAAAUUAGAAGUUCAAGAUGUUCCGGUUCCUGAGCCUGGGCCUGGCCAACUCUUAAUCAGACUCAAUGCAACAGGCGUAUGCUAUAGUGACAUUCACUACAUGCUGGAAGAUCUAACACUCCCUCGAAUGUCGGAGCAUGGAGUCAGGUCUCCCGGCCACGAGGGAGCAGGUGUCGUGGUCAAGAUAGGAGAGCAAGUGAAGAAUUGGAAAAUAGGUGAUCGAGCAGGUAUCAAACCGACCUGGGAUACGUGCAUGUCCUGCGAGCUUUGUUGGGGCAGGCUGGAGUGCCAUUGCCCCGAGGCUAUCCCUACAGGGCUCAAGGUCCCAGGAACAUAUCAGCAGUACAUCGUCAGCCCGGCGAGGUACACCAGUCGAAUCCCGGAUGGAGUAGACGAUUUCAGUGCGGGCCCCAUUAUGUGUAGCGGAUCGACCAUGUAUCGAUCUCUUGUGGACUCGGAGCUGCGUCCAGGAGACUGGGCUACAUUUCUUGGAGCUGGUGGCGGCGUUGGCCACAUGGGUGUCCAGCUUGCGAAAGCCAUGGGCCUUCGGGUCCUUGGUAUCGAUACUGGCAAGGCCAAGCGAGAGCUCUGCAUGCAGCUAGGCUGCGAUGCCUUCAUUGACUUUGUUGACACGGAUAUUGUGAAAGAGACGAUGCGCAUUUCUGGCGGUCGAGGUGUUGACGGUGUCUUCGUCACGGCAACAUCCAAGAGCGCUUAUGCUGUCGCACCGAAGUUAUUGAGCGUUGGGGGUAGGGUGAUGUGUGUUGGGAUGCCAGCUACUGGGACGGCGUUUGCGGGUGAUGAUCCUAUGUUUCUGAUUCUCCGUAACAUCAAGGUCAUUGGAACACUCACUGGGACGAUGAAAGAUACUAAUGAUGCGUUGGCCUUUGCUGCACGGGGGCUCUUGAAGCCUGCGUAUGAAGUCUUUGGCAUUGACCGGCUACCUGAGGCUGUCGAGCUCCUGAGAGCAGGCCAGGUAUCUGGUAGGUGUGUCAUUGAUUUUAAUGCUUAG
This is a messenger RNA of Clonostachys byssicola, 1080 nucleotides long. The record is from the annotation of a GenBank genome assembly. Lineage: Eukaryota; Fungi; Ascomycota; Sordariomycetes; Hypocreales; Bionectriaceae.